GUGUUUGAAGCGCGUUCCCGAGGAAUCACUGGUGUAGUUGGUGCUAUCGAUGGCUGCCAUAUAGCCAUAAGACAGCCGAUAAGGAAUCCUAUCGAUUUCUAUAAUCGAAAAGGGUUUCAUUCCAUAGAACUACAAGGUGUUUGUGAUGAGAGGGGUGUGUUUACAGAUGUAAACAUAGUAGACCUAGAUGGAUGCAUGAUGCUCGUGUGUUUCGGAUGAGUGAAAUUUAUGAUUGUUUAACUCGAGCGGAUCCAAUUUUGCCACCGAAUAUGCAUCUCAUUGGAGAUUUAGCAUACCCCCUUCUGAUGAACUUGAUGAAACCAUAUCAGAACAAUGGACAUUUACUACCAGUUCAAGUAAAUUUUAAUAACAAAUUAAGUUCCAUUCGUUCUGUUAUCGAAAGAGCAUUCGGACUACUAAAAUGUAAAUUCAGAAGAUUGAAAUUUCUUGAUACAGACACAAGUCAAAUGGCGAACCGUAUCGUGCUUGCAGCUUGUGUUUUGCACAAUUUUAUUAUAUUAGAAGGCAAUGUUCCGGAUGAAUAUAAUGUUGAGAAUAAUAUAGUAAAUAAUGAAGGUGACGAUGUAGAAAUUAAUGAUGUAAUGGUUGGUGGAGCAGAUCAAAAAAGAAGAGACAUAGCUCAACAGUGUGAUAUGGAAAAUAAUUAAUAUUUAAUACAGUCCGUACAAUAUAGAUACCGCUACAUGUCAUCGGUUCAUCGUUGCAAAUAUUAAUUUGUUUUGUUGUAUAAUGCACUUCGCAAUAAUUAUGUGAUAUAUUUGAUUUAAGAUGAAUUCAAGAAUUUUUUAUAAUUGGGCAACAAUGCCAAC
This is a messenger RNA of Diabrotica virgifera virgifera (western corn rootworm), 830 nucleotides long. RefSeq lists its product as uncharacterized. The record is from RefSeq and is a predicted model, not a curated record. The transcript has 2 exons. Lineage: Eukaryota; Metazoa; Arthropoda; Insecta; Coleoptera; Chrysomelidae. Bases 192 to 668 code for a protein of 158 amino acids.